GGCAGGUACACCGACUUUUCUAAGGUGAAGAAGAGUUAGGUUUAAAUGGGGAGGAACAAUAGCUGCGCUAGAACUCUGGUGAGGGUGAUGGCGGUGAUGGUGGUGGUUGUAGUAGUAGUAGCAAUUGGUGUGAAUGGACAGAGUAUUUAUGCUUGUUGGGGAGGAUGCUAUAAUGAGUGUUUUCUGGGAAAUGGAACAUCUGGUUCACAGAGGUAUCCAUGUUAUUUGAAAUGUGUGAAUACUUGUAUGCCUCGUACUACUGCUGAUUAUGAGCGUUUUUGUGCUGUUGGAUGUUCACUGCAAAUCUGCGUCCCUCCUACUGGCGGUGCAAACAAGGACAAUUGCUUUGAGAGUUGUACCAAGCUAUGCAAGAUAUAGAAUUAAUAUUUGUAUUCGGGCAUUUUCUAUGUAUCAAAAAGUAAAUGAAUAAGCUAAUUUCUUCAUCGUGAGAAUGAAGUAUUAGUAAUUACGCCACUUCUUUCGCCUUUUGAAGUAGAAUAAUGCUACUCAUUUGAAGUAAUUCUUAU
This is a messenger RNA of Olea europaea var. sylvestris, 527 nucleotides long. RefSeq lists its product as uncharacterized. The transcript has 2 exons. Bases 46 to 378 code for a protein of 110 amino acids. The record is from RefSeq and is a predicted model, not a curated record. Lineage: Eukaryota; Viridiplantae; Streptophyta; Magnoliopsida; Lamiales; Oleaceae.